Messenger RNA from Sphaerodactylus townsendi, 3178 nucleotides. RefSeq names its product Gse1 coiled-coil protein (gene GSE1). The record is from RefSeq and is a predicted model, not a curated record. Lineage: Eukaryota; Metazoa; Chordata; Lepidosauria; Squamata; Sphaerodactylidae. The transcript is spliced from 11 exons. The coding region runs from base 473 to 3163 and encodes 896 amino acids.
UAAUCCCUAAAGGAGGUUCUUUAAAAAGAGGGGAAAGAAGAAGAGGAGGCGGAAGAAAAAGCGAGCGAGCGAGCCGCCGCCGAGAGGAACAAGCCCGGCGAUCCCCCUUUCACUUGGGCGCCCGGGGUCUCUUUGCCUGUCCCUGCACUCCAAAGGGGGCGGGCACCCAAACAAGGGAAAGGCACCCGAAGACAUGCCAGGCGCAGUGGGUCUUUGACGGAUAAGCUUUGGGCAGCCGAGACCCCUAACUCACCGCAGACCCCCUUUAAAAAAAUACUUUGAUCGUGUUUCUUUUUGGUUUGUGUGUUGAGAUCCAACUAGAGAAAUAGAUGUAGAUAUAUUUUUUUGUAACACAAAAACCGCCAGGUGGUUUGCUACUCUUGUUUUUCUUCUUCUGCCCGCUCUGCCAGACUGGGUUUUUGUUUUCUUUUUUUUCUCCCCCUCUGAAUGCCUUGGAACUGUGUGAGAAAACAUGUUUGGAUUGAAACCACCUCUCUAUUUCUUGCCAGGCAUGAGCCAUGAGCCAAAGUCACCUUCUCUAGGAAUGCUUUCAACAGCGACCCGGACCACCGCCACUGUCAGCCCCCUGACCCCUUCUCCUCUCAAUGGCUCCCUUGUGCCCAGUGGCAGCCCGGCAGCCAACAGCACUUUGUCAGUCCAAUCAGCGCCCUCUUCCAGCUUUGCCGCCGCCCUGCGCAAGCUUGCCAAACAGGCUGAGGAACCCAGAGGCUCUUCAAUAAGCAGUGAGUCAUCUCCAGUUUCCUCACCAGCCACCAACCACAGCUCCCCUGCAAGCACACCCAAACGAGGACCAAUGGGGCCUCUCAUUGUCCCACCAGGAGGGCACACCGUACCAAGCACACCUCCAGUGGUGACCAUCGCACCCACCAAAACUGUGAAUGGCGUCUGGAGAAGUGAAGGACGGCAGCAAGAAGCUGGGUCUCGGAGCAGUGGAGGAAACAGCAGCUCCAGCAGCAGGGACCACCUGAUUGCUGAGGCACCACUACCCCAGGAGAAGGCCAGUGGCCCAACAGUCCCUUCUCACUUGCUUGGGACGCCUUAUUCCUUUGGGAUCCCACCAAACUCCAUUGUUCAGGAUUCCCGCUUCCCACAUCUUAACAGCUUGCAGCGGCCUGUUCACCAUGUGGUGCCUCCCAGUGCAGUCACAGAGGACUAUUUGCGAAGCUUCCGGCCUUACCAUACAGCUGAAGAGCUCCGCAUGUCCUCCUUGCCUCCCAUUGCUCUUGAUCCGGCCACUGCUGCUGCAUACUACCAUCCCAGUUACCUGGCUCACCAUCCUUUUCCUCACCCAGCAUUCAGAAUGGAUGAUUCCUACUGCCUUUCAGCUCUGCGUUCACCUUUCUAUCCAAUUCCAACACCUGGUUCACUUCCACCUCUUCAUCCAUCAGCAAUGCACCUCCACCUGUCUGGAGUGAGAUACCCCACUGAACUGUCUCAUUCAUCUCUCUCUGCACUUCAAUCUGAACGCAUCUCCAGCUUGGCUGCAGAAAGGUUGCAAAUGGAUGAAGAACUACGGCAGCGGGAACGAGAGAAGGAACGAGAACGGGAAGCUGACCGGGAACGAGAGAGGGAACGGGAGCGGGAGAGGGAACGGGAAAAAGAGCUAGAACGGGAACGAGAAAAAGAGAGGGAAAGGGAACGGGAGCUAGAGCGGCAGCGAGAGAGAGCCCGAGAGAAGGAACAGAGUAUUGUCAAAUCCAUGGAAGUCCCUUUCUUACCUGUGUCAGAAUUGCACGGGCUGAGGAGCCACCUGCCAGAAGAACGUGUCAAACCGACUGAGCAGCUAAUGCCAAACCGAGCAGAGAAACCCAAGGAUUCUUCUGCCAUCCAGACCCCCAAGCCAGUCCAACAUCCUUUGCAUCAAUCAUCUACCCCGCACCAUGCUGUGCCCAGCCUCAUUUCCAGCCACAGUAUCUUCCCCUUGCCUGGAAGCAGUGCAGCCACAGCGCUUCUCAUUCAACGCACCCAUGAGGAAGAGAAGUGGCUGGCACGGCAACGGCGGCUGCGGCAGGAGAAGGAGGACCGCCAGUCCCAAGUGUCAGAGUUUCGGCAGCAGGUGCUGGAGCAGCAUUUGGACAUUGGUCGCCCACCAACCCAAAUGGAAGCAGAGCAUCGGCCAGAGAACCCCAGAUUGGGACCAAACCGCCCUGAACCAAGUAACCGAGACCAACAACAGCAUUUUGGAGGGCCACCUCCACUCAUCUCCCCAAAGCCUCAGCACCAUUCUGUCCCAACGUCUCUUUGGAACCCGGUAUCUUUAAUGGAUAACACCACUGAGCCACGAAGAAUACAAGAGAGUCACUCUCUUCAAGGCCAUACCACCCAAUAUGAGCCCAACCAGAAAGCCAUACCCCUUGUGAAGGUAGAACAGGCCUACUGUCCAGAGAAACUGGAGGAAGCAGUGAGGAAAAGAGAAACCCUGGACAAGUACCAGCCAGCCAGGGAGCCUGUGAGUUCAGAUCAUGGCAGUUUUCCCCAUGGGCCAUUCUUAGCAGAACUGCAUAAAUCCACACAGACUAUUUUGAACCAGCAGAGGACAUCACUGUCUCAGAGUGGACAGUUUGCUGACAUCAGCUUGAACAGCAAACCUGGUUCACCCUACAGGUAUCCAUUAUCCAGGGGCUAUGACCCCAUGUAUGUUUAUGAUGAAUUCUUGCAACAGCACCGCAAGUUGGUCAGCAAACUGGAUUUGGAAGAGAAGAGGCGGAGAGAAGCUCAGGAAAAAGGUUAUUAUUAUGAUCUGGAUGACUCUUAUGAUGAGAGCGAUGAAGAGGAAGUACGGACUCACUUGCGAUGUGUUGCAGAGCAACCCCCAUUGAAGCUGGAUACCUCUUCAGAAAAACUGGAAUUCUUGCAACUUUUUGGGUUGACCACUCAACAACAGAAGGAGGAGCUGCUGACUCAAAAACGAAGGAAAAGGCGGAGAAUGCUGCGAGAAAGAAGCCCCUCUCCACCAGCCGUGCAAAACAAACGUCGCACACCCUCUCCCCGUUUUGUGCUCUCAACCCGUUAUAGCCCUGAUGAAAUGAACAACAGUCCAAAUUUUGAGGAGAAAAAGAGGUUCCUCACUACUUUCAACUUAACUCACAUCAGCACUGAGAAAAGGAAAGGUAUGUCUCUCUUUACAGAGGGGGAGAUGUAGAUCUUUCCAUGCAUG